Molecule: messenger RNA, 1697 nt
Organism: Paramacrobiotus metropolitanus
Lineage: Eukaryota; Metazoa; Tardigrada; Eutardigrada; Parachela; Macrobiotidae
Exons: 2
Coding region: 45-1451 (468 amino acids)
Molecular function (GO): protein binding
Source: RefSeq, a predicted model, not a curated record
AGUAUAUCGCAUUUCGCAAAACCGGAAUCUACUAAUUUUUUGCCAUGUUUGCCAGAAAAGUCUACCAUCGGAACUCUGUGAACGUCGAGCGUGAUGGCACAGUCCAGCGUGGCUUGAUUGUGGAUAAAACCGAUCAGGGAUGGCUGAUCGAUUUCGACGUUUACAAGAAAGACCCAGAGCUGUUUCCGUAUUCCGGCCAGAACAUAUUUCUCGACGACGAUGCUAAGCCGCAUACCAUCCGCUGCGCCACCCAAUGCUGGCAUGAAGAAUACGAUCUGGCGGAUAAAAUGUACGUGCUAUUGAAAUUAUCCCUGAAUACACCAUGGACAUGGUACAAAUGCAUAAUGUUAGGGGAUAAAUGUAUGCAGCGUCACUACGGUAUUGCCGAAGUGCUCGUCGACGGCGAGCGAAGCGCCCACAUUGUGCACGAGCAUCGUGUGCGUGCAUUAUACGGGGAUCAACCAUUUGGGCGUUCGUUAAAGGAGAGCGAUUUAUCAGCAGAAAGGUUUCCAUUUCUCCCUGGCAUGGUUCCUGGAUCAAACAUUGACAGGAAUAACGCUGUUUCAGCAACCGAUCUUACGCUUUACAGACUUCCGGUGGAAAUCCUUACCACGAUAUUUUUUUCUUUAAACGGACUCCAGCAAUUCGCUAUCAGACUUGUCUGCGUUACAUGGGACUCUAUUAUCCUGUCAAAAGAGUGCACACGCUCCGUCAUUAUCGACCUGACCUACAGCGGCCGGUUCUACAUUCUAGCGUCCUGGUUCUUUCAUUGCAUUACGCCCAAGACGAAAUACCUGAUUUUUACCGCUGGUAACAAGUUACGCAGUUUUGGUACCGAUCUAGACGUACUGUGGCGUAUCAGCAGCGUUAAGCCGCUCAACAUUGACACCUUUAUUUUGUCCGGAAUGAAGUUCAUGCAGGGCUACGAUGAUGAAUAUUGGUCGGAACUGGUGUCAUUAAAAAACCUACUGAAUCAUAUUGCUCCGCAAAAUCGCGGCCGAAUAAUUUUUAGGAAAGUCAGCUAUCAGUACCUCUUCCUGAGCUUGUACUGCAACCGACCCAGAUCCGAGGAGAAACGUGUUGAUCCGUUUCAGCCAUAUCAGGACUUAGUGAUUGAGUACGAUGCUGUUGAGAUCGCUGGAGACACUAAUUUUCCACUGAAUGUAUUUGAGACAUCCGCUGUAAAAUUCAGCGACCCACAUCAUGCCGGUGUUCUGCAGGAUUUGAUGCAAUGGAUACGGUCUCCUGGUUUGGAUAGAAACAGCCAAGGUGAUAUUGUUCAUGUACUGAACAAAUGGCAAGGUUAUGGGAAUCCUUUUGGAUCAUGGAACUGGCGUGAUAUUAUGAUGGCUGUAGAUACCGGACAGUUAGUACUAUGCAAUCGAACGUUGUGCGCUCUCGUUGGCAUCUGGAGAAAGCGGUCAUCUAUGAGGAAUAAAGUGUUAUGGUGAAAAGUAUUGCCGGUAAAGGAUAUGGUUAUUCCGUUGUUUUUUGUUUCGAUGUAUCAGUCAAGCAGACUUUACAAUACAGUAAUAAGACACACCGGUUUACCGUUUAUAUAAGUGUCUGUCUCGUCUUUGGUGGUUAUUUCAUAACAGCUAACUUCGUGUUGGAAACGCUGUACUAAAGUAUUAACAUAAUUAUACAUUUGUACUGUAUAUCACCAAAUUUGUGAGAUAUUUUUGAUGACUGUUGAU